Messenger RNA from Balaenoptera musculus (blue whale), 3850 nucleotides. RefSeq names its product spliceosome associated factor 3, U4/U6 recycling protein (gene SART3). Gene Ontology annotation, biological process: RNA processing. The transcript is spliced from 19 exons. Gene Ontology annotation, molecular function: RNA binding; protein binding. The record is from RefSeq and is a predicted model, not a curated record. The coding region runs from base 34 to 2973 and encodes 979 amino acids. NCBI's taxonomy places the organism in Eukaryota, Metazoa, Chordata, Mammalia, Artiodactyla, Balaenopteridae.
GAGUGAGGACCCGGGAGUCACUGGAGGCGCAAGAUGGCGACGGCGGCCGCAGCAUCGGCUUCGGAAGCGGAGGCUGAGCCCAAGGCCGGGCCCAAGGCCGAGGGCGAGGAGGUUGAAGCUAAGGAGGCUAGGACGAGGAGAAAGGUGUUAUCGCGGGCCGUGGCCACCGCGACGUACAAGACGGUGGGGCCGGAGUGGGACCAGCAGGAGGAAGGCGUGAGUGAGAGCGAUGGAGAUGAGGAGUACGCCAUGGCUUCCUCGGCCGAGAGUUCCCCGGGGGAGUACGAGUGGGAGUACGACGAAGAGGAGAAGAACCAGCUGGAGAUCGAGCGGCUGGAGGAGCAGCUGUCUAUCAACGUCUAUGACUACAACUGCCACGUGGACCUGAUCCGGCUGCUUCGGUUGGAAGGGGAGCUUACCAAAGUGAGGAUGGCCCGCCAGAAGAUGAGCGAGAUCUUUCCUUUGACUGAAGAGCUCUGGCUGGAGUGGCUGCAUGACGAGAUCAGCAUGGCCCUGGACGGCCUGGACAGAGAGCACGUGUAUGACCUCUUCGAGAAAGCAGUGAAGGAUUACAUCUGUCCUAACAUUUGGCUAGAGUACGGCCAGUACUCAGUCGGCGGGAUUGGUCAGAAAGGUGGCCUUGAGAAAGUCCGCUCUGUGUUCGAAAGGGCCCUCUCGUCCGUCGGGUUACACAUGACCAAGGGACUCGCCAUCUGGGAGGCUUAUCGGGAGUUCGAAAGUGCCAUCGUGGAAGCUGCCCGGCCCAUAGCUGGCUUCCUUUCCCCUUUUGACCGGGAACAAACCUUUGAUUCACAGCUGGAGAAAGUCCACAGUCUCUUCCGGCGACAGUUGGCGAUCCCACUCUACGAUAUGGAGGCAACGUUUGCAGAGUAUGAAGAAUGGUCAGAAGACCCCAUACCAGAGUCAGUAAUUCAGAACUAUAACAAAGCACUACAGCAGUUGGAGAAAUACAAACCCUAUGAAGAAGCACUGUUGCAAGCGGAAGCACCCAGGCUGGCUGAAUAUCAAGCAUACAUCGAUUUUGAGAUGAAAAUUGGAGACCCCGCCCGCAUUCAGUUGAUCUUUGAGCGUGCUCUGGUCGAGAACUGCCUUGUCCCAGACUUGUGGAUCCGUUACAGUCAGUACCUAGAUCGGCAGCUGAAAGUAAAGGAUUUGGUUUUAUCUGUACACAGUCGCGCUGUUAGAAACUGCCCGUGGACAGUUGCCCUGUGGAGUCGGUACCUCUUGGCCAUGGAAAGACAUGGAGUUGAUCAUCGAGUGAUUUCGGUGACCUUCGAGAAAGCUCUGAGUGCUGGCUUCAUUCAGGCCACCGAUUAUGUGGAGAUCUGGCAGGCGUACCUUGAUUACCUGAGGAGAAGGGUCGAUUUCAAACAAGACUCCAGUAAAGAGCUGGAGGAGCUGCGGUCUGCGUUCGCCCGCGCCUUGGAGUACCUGAAGCAGGAGGUGGAGGAGCGUUUCAGUGAGAGUGGAGAUCCAAGCUGCCUGAUCAUGCAGAACUGGGCUCGGAUUGAGGCUCGACUGUGCAAUAACAUGCAGAAAGCCCGGGAGCUCUGGGACAGCAUCAUGACCAAAGGGAACGCCAAGUAUGCCAACAUGUGGCUUGAGUAUUACAACCUGGAAAGGGCCCACGGUGACACUCAGCACUGCAGGAAGGCUCUGCACCGGGCAGUCCAGUGCACCAGCGACUACCCGGAACACGUCUGUGAGGUGUUGCUCACCAUGGAGAGGACAGAAGGUACUUUAGAAGAUUGGGAUAUAGCCGUUCAGAAAACCGAAACUCGACUGGCUCGCGUUAAUGAGCAGAGAAUUAAGGCUGCGGAGAAGGAAGCAGCCCUCGCCCAGCAAGAGGAAGAAAAGGUUGAACAACGGAAGAGGGCCCGGGCAGAGAAGAAAGCGUUGAAAAAGAAGAAGAAGACCAGAGGCUCGGACAAGAGCAAAGCUGAUGAGGAUGAUGAGAAAGAGUGGGGCGACGAUGAGGAAGAGCAGCCUUCCAAGCGCAGGAGGGUGGAGAACAGCGUUCCUCCCGCUGGGGAGGCUGAGCCGGGCCCAGAAGCCCGCCCGGGCCUCUGUGGGGGCAGCGCCCCUGCGGCCGCGGAGCCCCCCUCCGAGCAGCAGGAGCAGCGGGCGGCUGCCCGAAGGAGGGAUGCGCCCAGGGUGCCGCACGACAGCAGCAAGGACGGCGUCACCGUCUUCGUCAGCAACCUGCCCUACGGCCUGCGGGAGCCUGCCGCCACGCUCCGGCCGCUCUUCGAGGCCUGCGGGGACGUGGUCGAGGUCCGCCCCAUCUUCAGCAACCGCGGCGACUUCCGGGGCUACUGCUACGUGGAGUUUAAAGAGGAGGCGGUGGCCCUGCGGGCCCUGGAGCUGGAUCGGCAGACCGUUGAGGGGCGGCCAAUGUUUGUCUCCCCUUGUGUGGACAAGAGCAAAAACCCAGACUUCAAGGUGUUCAGGUACAGCACUGCCCUGGAGAAACACAAGCUGUUCGUCUCGGGCCUGCCAUUCUCUUGCACGAAAGAGGAACUAGAAGAGAUCUGCAAGGCCCACGGCACUGUGAAGGACAUCCGGCUGGUCACCAACCGGGCCGGCAAACCCAAGGGCCUGGCCUACGUGGAGUACGAAAACGAAUCCCAGGCAUCUCAGGCCGUCCUGAAGAUGGACGGCAUGACUAUCAAAGAGAACGUCAUCAAAGUGGCCAUCAGCAACCCGCCUCAGAGGAAGGCUCCAGAAAAGCCAGAGGCAAGGAAAGCCCCGGGGGGCGCCAUGGUGCCGCGGCAGAUCUACGGAGCGCGGGGGAAGGGGAGGACCCAGCUCUCUCUGCUGCCCCGCGCCCUGCAACGCCCAAGCGCCACCGCGGCCCAGGCUGAGAACGGCCCUGCCUCGCCGCCGCCGGCGGCCACCGAGGUACCCAAGAUGUCCAAUGCCGACUUUGCCAAGUUGCUUCUGAGAAAGUGAGUGGGACCGUGCGAGAAGGGAAAUGCCUUACUUGAUGCUGGCCGGGAAGACGCCCGGUGGCCCAGCUGCGCCCUGGCUGUGCAGGACCCGGUGCAGCGCCCGUGGCCACACGCUUGCUCUGGUUUAGGUAGGACGGGAAAAGGGUGUCCAAGGAAAGAGGCUUUAAGUGCUCCCUCAUAUUGAGGGCGAGAGGACGAAAACGGUCACUCCACAGGCUGGGCGCAGGGUGUGGUUUCCUAAGAUGUGUCUUAAAGAGUGAGAAACAGAAGUGAAACGCGAACACACCGUUUUGAGACCCCCUUGUCCAAAUAUUUUUGGCCACCUCUGGUCCCCUUUUUAUAAGACACUUCUCUUACACCCUGCACAGCACAUGUGCCCGUCACUCUUUUUAAAAGACAAAAUGGCAGAUGUUAGUAAUUCACCAGAAUGGCCUAUUUUAGUAAAGGGGUGGGGGCAAGGGGCACAUAAAAAACAUCUGAUGGGCUUUUGUUCACGGGGGCUGUGCGUUUUUAUAUUACGUAUUUGUAAAUGACACGUCAACCCACUGUUUUGUUUCCUAAAAGCAAAAUACUUGUGACAUUUGUUUUGUAUAGGAAUUCUGUGCGCCAUCUGCUAUGGACGUUUUUCUUUGCCUAGUGACUAGUGAACUGUGUUCUUUGUCUAAAUGUUGAGUUUCAGCCCUUUGGUUUUGUUUAAAUAGCAUUGUCAAGUGCAAACUUAAAUUCUCCCCAUUUAGCUUUGUUUAUUAAACUGAAGUUCUCUUAAAAACUUGUCGAAAGGUACCCAGAUGUGCAUUCAAAUAUGUAUUUUGAAAUGGGUGUACCUUGGUUUACCUAAUGGGUGUGUAAAUAGAACUUUUGUAAGUCAAAUCCGCUUG